Pyrus x bretschneideri (Chinese white pear) is the source of this 1892-nucleotide messenger RNA. RefSeq lists its product as uncharacterized. The record is from RefSeq and is a predicted model, not a curated record. NCBI's taxonomy places the organism in Eukaryota, Viridiplantae, Streptophyta, Magnoliopsida, Rosales, Rosaceae. The transcript is spliced from 8 exons. Bases 88 to 834 code for a protein of 248 amino acids.
UUUCGCUCCAUUUUCCUGAGAAAAUAUGAGAGAGGGAUACACGCCGAAACCCCAUUGAAAGGUUAGAGAGUAGGGAGUCGAUAGAGAAUGGUGCAUUGCGGCGGCGACGGCGACGGCUUUACCAAAACCAUUUGCUCACUCUGCUGCAAAGACUUCGAUCCCGUUGUCGAGGACCUCCAAGUCAUCUCAAUCUGCGGCCAUGUCUUCCACGAACUCUGUCUGCAAGAGUCGUUCGGGUACUAUGCGAACAAGAAGAGGAACAGUUGCCCGGUGUGCAAACAGAGUUGCAACCUAAACGACGUCGUCCGGGUUUAUUUUCAAUGGGCGGAUCCGAAUCUCAGUCAGAGUCAGAAUCAGAGGUCGAGUGGCCAAUGCGAGGAAGACUCCGAGGCGCUGCGGCAAGAGGUGAGGAGGUUGGAGGCCGUGGCGCAAGGGCUUGCUUCGGAUUUGGAGCUCAAGGAGAAGGAGCUCAAAUUGGUCAAAGAAGAGCUUUGUCAAUCCAAGGUGCAGGCAAAGAUAGAAGUUGCAUUAAAGAAUGAAGCCUUGAAACAGCGUACAUCUGCGCAACAGCAGCUUCAAAUGAAAUCUGAGGAAUUUGAUAAAUUGACUUUGGAGAGUUUAAGGUUGCGAGAAAGAAAUAAGGCAUUGGACAAAGAGCUUGCAGUGGUCAAAUUGGUAUCUGACCUAGAUCUGGAUAAAGAGGAUGUCUCAAAGCUUGCCACUUUUGGUGAUGGGGCCAACAACAAAUACAUAAUAGAUGUUUUAAGCAUUUCCUUUGCAAUGUCUAAUAGGAGUUGCAAGGAAUGGAUGAAUAAAUGUGUUCUUCUUGAAUGAAAAGAAGCUCGUUACAGUAAAAAACUAGAGAAGGCUAAAAGAAAGAUAAAUAAGUGGAAGUCAGUAUCAGACGAAGGCACAAGAUUUGGAGACUGCUGUUGAAGUAAAGAGCACUGAACUUUUGAAGGCUUUAAAAGCUUUAAAGAAAGCUUCAAAGAAAGCUGGAGUGGCAGCUGCUGAAACAAAGAAAGAAACUUCAGUCCAUGGGCUAAGGAAUCUGGCUGAGUCGCUGGGUUUUAUCAACUGGUACAUGUAAUGAUGCUGCCAAGACUCCAGCUUCUGAUAUUGCUGAAGUUGUGAUUAUUGACGACGAUGAACAAGUUCAACCGAUGCUGAACAUCAAAAAGGAAUGUUGUGUUCCACAACCACUUCCCAGACCAGGUAUAUUAUAGAUGCAUUUUGGGUUUAGUUGGGCAAUACAUCAUGGGCUUGCUCGGCCCUGAUGGCACAAACAGGUAUAUAGGUAAAUGGUGCAAGCCGAGGCAUAAGAAUGUAUCGGCAAUAACGCAAGAUCCAAUACCUAUGAGCUGAUGGAAGAGGAGGUAGAAUCAAAGUUCUGAAAUCUCCUAAUCAAUUAUGAUAGCGGGUUUAUGUGCUGUUGUUCACUUGAUUAAUUUUUGCCUAAAAUGCUUUUUCCGACCAAAUAGCAUCUGUUCUUAAUCAGAUAACCUAUUAUUUUUUGCGAGAGUUAAUCAGCUUUCCUUUUACAAGCGUUAAGAAUGUAGUUCUGUUUUACUUUUGCAGGAUUAAAAGAACUAAUUCACUUGAAAACAAAGAGGUGCGAGGACAGAUCCAAAGACAUAGAUUGCAGGACUAAGAGGAGAACUAAUUCACUUGGAAAAAGAACAGUUGUGUAGUGUCUUAAGGUCCUCCCAGUUUGUGCAUGUGGUGUAUUUUGGGGCAGUUGCUACUUCAAUUUUGCAGACAAACAUGUCGACGAAUUUUGUGGUCUUAAGACUGGUUUUAAAUAUUAAUGUAAAUUCUAUCUUCAUCCAUUAGUGAGAAAUUAAGUUUCCAAUACUUGUGAUUGCAAUUGCAGACAUGAAUUAUGGAUGACA